GCUUCGUGGGACGGCCGGAUAUGCUGAAUGUCCACAUAGUGUGCCACAGCCACAACGACGUUGGCUGGACCGAGACGCCGGAUGUCAUCUACAACGAAUACGUGCAGGAGAUCUACAGCUCCGUGACGGCGGCACUGCACAAGAGUCCGCGACCGGAAGUACGUGUCGGCCGAGACGGCGUUCUUCGAGCGAUGGUGGCAAGACCAGCUGCCGCCACGACGAAACAGCGUCCGCAAGCUCAUCCAACAAGGGCAGCUGGAGAUGGCGGGUGGCGGCUGGGUGCAGAGCGACGAGGCGACCACUCACUACUCGGCGAUCGUCGACCAGAUGACGAUGGGGCUGCGCUGGCUCAACGACACCUUCGGCGAGUGCGGCCGGCCCCGCGUCGCUUGGCAGGUCGACCCAUACGGACACUCGCGCGAGAACGCCGCUCUAUUCGCACAGAUGGGCUUCGACGCAAUCUUCUUGGGCCGCGUGCACGUGGCCGACAAGGAGUACCGCCGCAGGCAACGCUCGCUGGAGUUUGUCUGGAACACCGACAGGAACAUCGGAAGCAGCGCCGACCUGUUCGCCUCCAUCCUACCCAAUGUCUACAUGCCACCCAGGGGCUUCUGCUUCGACAAGUACAGCUGCAACACCGACCCGGACGUACUGGCCUACAACGCAAGGACGCGGGCUCGACAGUUCAUGGACGCCGUCAGAGAAUACGCCAAGUAUUACGAGACACGCAACGUGAUGGUGACCAUGGGAGGUGAUCUGGCGUACACUAAAGCGGAGGCCUGGUUCGACAACAUCGACCGCCUUAUUUCGGCCGUCAACAGAGAGGCCGCAAGUUCGGGUGUAAGGCUGCAGGUGUUCUACUCGAGUCCCUCGUGCUACCUGAGGGCACUGCACGCGGCCAACCGGUCGUGGCCCGCGCACACGCGCGACUUCCUUCCGUACGCUGACCGGCCGCAAAUCUACUGGACGGGCUUCUACGCCAGCCGGCCUGCCCUCAAGCGCUACGCCAGGCAGGCCAACGGAAUUCUGCAGGUUUGCAAGCAAGUCGCUGUUAUAGCAGGACUUCGAGCAUCAAUACACAAAUUCAAGAGGGCAGUUGCUACAUUGCAGCAUCACGACGCAAUAACGGGAACGUGCUCCGAAAGGGCGGCCCAGGGUUAUUCGAAGCUCGUUGGAGACAGCAUGUUCCAGUGCGAGAAGGUGAUCAGCGACGGGAUCGUGAGCCUCCUGUGGCGAAACCCGGACAGCUACGACGAGCCGCUACAGUUCUGCCACAGGCUGAACGAGACCAUCUGCUACAUCACCGAAAACGAGAAGAAGUUCCUGGUGAUCGCUUACAACCCUAUGGGCCAGAGGGUGAAGCACUAUGUUCGACUCCCGGUUCCCUUCAAGGAUGGCUAUGUGGUUGAGACACGCGAUAAAGAGACCUUGCAGUCCCAGGUUGUUCCCAUGGCGAAUACAGUUAUGGAUCUCCCGCUCAAGAAACACAUUGCGAUGAACGAGCUUGUGUUUCAAGUGGAGAUGCCGCCACUGGGAGCAACCGCCUACCACGUGUCAAGAACACCAGUCGGAAAGCCGGCAAACGAGAACUACGACAUAUUCAAGAUUGACCUGGAGGAAUCGUCGAUCGAAAACGAGAAGUACCGCCUGAUCGUGGAUGUGACCACCGGCCUGCUGAAGGAGGUCAUCAUUCUGGAGAGGGGCGAGACGUUGGUGCUUCGCCAGUCGUUCUUUUGCUACGAGGCGCAGAACACCGGCGGCAAAGCGAGCGUCGGCGCCUCGUCCACUUCGGGCGCCUAUAUCUUCAGUCCAGCCGACGACGAACCGUACGACCUGGGCACACACGUGACCUACAGAAUCAUCAAGGGGAACGUGGUACAGGAGAUCCAGCAAGUGUUCGACUCCUGGAUUACUCAAGUGAUCCGGCUCUACAAGGGCCUGGACCUCAUCGAGUUCGAGUGGAUGGUGGGACCCAUCCCGGUCGAGAGCCGCCGAAGCAAGGUCGUCAGCCGUGAGAUCAUUUCGCGUUACUCAACAAAUCUCCUAAACGACGGCAUAUUCUACACGGACUCCAAUGGACGAACAACGAUCGAAAGAAGACGCGGUCCCAUGGCAAAGAAAGGAACAGACAACUGGAAAACUACAGCUUCGCAGUACUACCCCGUCGUGUCUUGGGUGUACAUUAAGGACGUGGUUCGAAACAUGCAAAUGACUAUCCUGCCUGACUCAUCCCAGGGGACAGCCAGCCUUCACGACGGGGAGAUUGAGCUCAUGAUGCACCGCCGGCUGGUGGAGGACGACGGAUGUGGGCUCGGCGAGGCGCUCAACGACACGUCGGUGGUGCGCGGCCGUCACUGGGUGCACCUGGGCACUUCUGAUUGGCCCCGCAUGCGCCAGCAGGCGCUCCAACUCGUCUACGCGCCCAUGCUCGCGUACUACAAGCUGGGCAGGGAGUCAGUCGACAGCAUGCUCGUCACGGGAAACUUCUCAGGGCUGCGGGAAGAGCUGCCUGACAACGCGCACCUGCUGACAUUGGAGGCACUCUCCGCGUCGCGGAUCCUGGUGAGGCUCGAGCACCUCAUCGUCGACGGGGACGCCAAUGACAAGCUCGUCUCUAUCACGCAUUUGCUCAGGAGCAACCUCUUGGAGGACGUGCACGAAGCAAGCCUGUCGGGACAGAUGCUGCUGGACGAGAUGCGGCGCCUGCAGUGGCGGCAGACACAGACGUCGGGCGGCCCAUCGGCGCCCAGUGGCGGCUCAGGCAUCGUCCGCGAGCAAGACAACUAUUCGGUACAACUGCUGGACGGUCGCAUCAGGACCUUCUAUGCUUCUCUUUCGCCCAAGCUGCGCUAGGGCAACGCUUGCGACAGCAGGGGCUGUUU
Dermacentor silvarum is the source of this 2882-nucleotide messenger RNA. Its product is annotated as lysosomal alpha-mannosidase-like. The transcript is spliced from 23 exons. The record is from RefSeq and is a predicted model, not a curated record. Gene Ontology annotation, biological process: mannose metabolic process. Bases 262 to 2853 code for a protein of 863 amino acids. NCBI's taxonomy places the organism in Eukaryota, Metazoa, Arthropoda, Arachnida, Ixodida, Ixodidae. Gene Ontology annotation, molecular function: carbohydrate binding; alpha-mannosidase activity. Gene Ontology annotation, cellular component: lysosome.